ACUUGAUAUAAAUGGAAUAUAAUACAAGAUAAUAUAAAAUGGACAAUUGUGUGUCGACUACCACUGAUGUGUGCACGGAGUAUCAGAUGGGAGGACACGCAGACAGACGAUGGCUAUGGCUGACAUGAUCUACAAAAGCAACGGCACAUCAGAGAAAAAUGUCAAGCUGGCGGCGUUAGCCUCUGGGCCGCAUGCUGGACGACAGCGACCCUUCCCCUUCCCCUUCCCCUUGCCCUCAGCAGCGCAUCAGAUUCAGAGCACGACAGAACAAGCAGGAUGUACAGCGUAUGAAUACAGUACUGCAACUCAUACAGCAGUGUUGUGCCUCACGAAUUUUCCAGCCAACUACCGCUCGUCUGCCAGGAUGCGAUACUGAAAGGCGUAUCAGAUCUCCGAGACCUGGUUCAUUGUCAAGUCUUAAAUGUCCGUGAGUGGUCAGCAGCCUGGUAAAAGGGGAGCGUUUCAGUCGGGCAGAGCCAGGAGCCAGCAUCAGAUCAAAAACGUCUUUGUCCAUCAACCAAGACUAUGGCACACAUCAUCUCAGUGGCAAGUGGUGACUGGCAGGGACUCCCGCGAAUUCGAUCCAGCGCCACUCUCCGUCUUAAAAACAGUCUGUCUGGAGAUUCUUCGAUGCCUGUCCAAGCUGGCGGAGCGACAUCCGAGUUCCUAUCUACAUACCACUGCGAUUUCCAAGCGAGAGGAAUCCACGGACAUCUGGCAUGCUGACGAUAUAAAAUGAAUGCUAAUUGCUGCAUCCUGCACUAAUAUUUCCGAGCAUCGUCGGAUUCAGGCACAAGUUCCCAAGAGGGACUGGAUGCGGAUAGAGCCCUGUCCAAUAGCGCCAUUAACAAAAGGGUACCUACCUGCCAUUACCUGCAUAUAAAAUUGAGGACUUCAAACCAUGUCCAUGUUUGCCCUGGAAGGUUUGUACCUCAGUAUCAAGUUAUCAUCAGGAACACCGCUUCCCAACAUGAUGGACAGAUCGACAUGAGCCGUUGACGGUGUUGUUCUGCAGCAGAUGUUCAAGGUUUCUGAUCGUCCACCUUGCCUUUCAUCUUUCGUCGUUCGUCUGCGUUACUGGCUCUGCUCGAGCCCCUUCCUCGGCUUGCAUGAGCUUUGUGAAACAGAACUGUACGUGGUCUGCAGAAACCCCAUGUCCAGGGAUGGCAUCGUAACUUGGAAUCAAGCACAGCCAAUUAUCGCAUUAGGACCAAGGGUGAGCCUUUGCGCGCCCAUGGGGAGUGGUCAGUGGUGGCACUGGUGUAAUCAUUGCAAAUCAAACAUAUUCGACAAAGGCAAACGCAAUUUUGGCUGGUACGUGCUUGAAAGUUUUCCUCAGCUAACUUAUCGACCCCUUUACAUUUCGAGACAGUACUACUUUAGUAUCCCGUCCUAGCAAACCCCCCUUUUCCUUAAACAGCGCGACCAGGUAGGCAAGCAAAGCGAGCCUCACCAUCAACCCUUCCAGAAACGUUCCAUCUCAUCCUCCUCCACCAGACUCGCCACCACAAUAAUAAUCACCAUCUCAUGUUUCACUUCCACCUCCCUAUAUCAAGUUCUCUAUACCUCAAUCCAGCGCCAUCAUGUGCGCUCAGUAGUGGAUACAGAGCGGCGGCACAAGCACUAAAAGUCAAAAAGGGGAACAAAUCUUUCCGAGCCGCUUUGCUUCUUGGGCUUCAUUUUCAUGCGCUAUCAAGAAAAAGGAAAGGCACCUCGAUCAGAUCAUCCCUUUCCACCUGACUUCAUCUCAUCUCAGAUUGAUCAACAGGUAAGGUAGGUAUUCAUCGUUGGUCGAUUUAAACCAGGGUUGGAAAUCUCGCUCUUCAGAGCUGGUGGAGUACUGAAUCUCGCUUCUUUUACUUAUACUAUGCUUCAUCCACUUCACAACACAACAGGCAAUGCAGUGCAAGCAAGCAAAAAAAAAAAAUGUGUAUUUCUUCCUUCAAAUACCGAACACCAAAGUGUACAAGCGUGCUGGCAGUUCGUAUACGCAGUGGAGCCCCGGCUACAGUUCCCGCAUUGGGAGAGCGAGUGCGCAACAUCGGCCUUUGUUCACAAUUUGAGAUGCUGGAAUGAGACAUGCGCAUGUUAUACCUGCGUACUUAAGUUAUUUAGUAGUAGUAUGCAGCCUCCCGUGUACAUGUGUCAUUUGGUAUUCUGGGAUUACAUCACUUUGAAAGAAAAAGGGCUUUGGUGAUACAGAGGGGCGUGGUGUUGGCUUGUUCCCGGGACUAAAGUGAUCGUUCUAUUUCUGCUGGACUUUUCAGACAAUGAUGGGAGUACCUGCCCUCGCUGUUUGCAACAAGUUCAAUCAGGAUGUACCCCGGCAUUGUCAAAGGACUGAAGUGCUCUAAGAUGCCAUGGAGACAAAACUACCACUACUUUCUUGAACCUUCUCCUUCGCUCCAAACGGAUACCGCUUCUACUGGUGUUGCCUGAAAACAUGGUCUGAGCAGCUAGGUCCAAAGCUCUCGGGAAGUGUAUUUGUUUUGUAAUCAUGAUUUGCUCUUUAUUGAGUCGAGCUAUCUUUCUCUCAUAGCUUUCUGUUUGUAUCAACGGACCAACGGUACAGGCAAGCAAGCUGUAAGGCUGAAUCAGGCUAGUUAUGUACUUUCGUUGUCAUAUCGGAUCCAAAUCCAGAAUUCCUCUCGCUAAAGUUCUUGUUCGUAACUUCCCAUCCAGAAGCAUACCUAUCUACACUCAGUCUGAACCUAUGAAGCUAUCAUGAAGCUGGCAAGUGCCACCCAUCGUUCUUUCCAAGAUAACCAGGUCGUAGAUCCAUGGGUUGGCAAACAUGGAAUUCUGUCACCCAGGUGGUGCAUUUCCAUUCUUAUCCAUUUCCUAGGCGUCAAUAUCACAACCUCACAACCUCCCUAUUAACCACAACAAAGUCGAAAACUACCACAUACUCAAUUCCUAUCCAUCUACAAGCACCGAGGCACUAGAAUGUCUGCGCACCAUCACCACAGCCCUCUCACCCCUCAACCCAAAACACCCACCUUCCACUCCCGCAUCAACCGUCACGCUCUCACCAGCAGCAACUCACCUACCAGCCCCUCACACCACCAUCUCACCCCCUCAGAACUUCUCAUCCUCAUCUUCGCGCUCGGCGUUCUCGUCGCCCUCGUCUCAUGGCUCGUCUGGAUCAUGGUCGAGUUCUGCAUCACGUUCGUGAAAGAGAAGGUCGACGAUAUGGAUUUUGGGAAGAGAAUGCGUAGGGAUAGACAUAGGGCCGAGCAGGCUCCGAAAAAGGCGCUGGAUGCGGGUGUGGUUUUCACGAGGAUGGGACUUGGCGGGUUGGCGGAGAUUGGGGGGAGGAUCUUUGGGGGAAGGAGGAAUGGAGAAAAUGGACAUGAGGGUCAUGGGGAGGGGUGUGAGGAGGGGAGAGGACUGUUGGGUGAAGAGAGGGAGGGUAAUGGUGCGAGAUGUGGGUAUGGUAUUUUUGAUGGCAGGCAGGGAUAUGGGUAUCAUGAGGGGAUGCUAUAUCCUUCGGGUACGGGACCGGACAGAUUGAAGUAUGCGGAUGGAGCGAGUGAGAGUAGUGGUUGUGUUGGACCGUUGCAUGGUCACAGGGAGGAGUGUGUUGGUGAGUGUACGCUUCAGACUAGAAGACGCAGUCGGGAGUCGUAA
This is a messenger RNA of Cadophora gregata, 3630 nucleotides long. RefSeq lists its product as uncharacterized. Lineage: Eukaryota; Fungi; Ascomycota; Leotiomycetes; Helotiales; Ploettnerulaceae. The record is from RefSeq and is a predicted model, not a curated record. Bases 2947 to 3630 code for a protein of 227 amino acids. The transcript is spliced from 2 exons.